Molecule: messenger RNA, 2793 nt
Organism: Saccostrea echinata
Lineage: Eukaryota; Metazoa; Mollusca; Bivalvia; Ostreida; Ostreidae
Product: tyrosine-protein kinase SRK2-like
Exons: 11
Coding region: 107-1624 (505 amino acids)
Biological process (GO): cell differentiation; protein phosphorylation; cell surface receptor protein tyrosine kinase signaling pathway
Cellular component (GO): extrinsic component of cytoplasmic side of plasma membrane
Molecular function (GO): non-membrane spanning protein tyrosine kinase activity; signaling receptor binding; ATP binding
Source: RefSeq, a predicted model, not a curated record
ACCUUCCGGAUAGGAUUCCGACUUCCUUGUCAUCAAAGAAGAGUUUUAGUCAGAAAAUGGAAAACUUUCCUGGAUGAUUUACUGACAGCUUGUUUGUUGCUCAGAUAUGGGUCAGUGUUUUAGCAAACCAAAUGAAAAGAAGAGCCCGCCUCCUGCGACUGAAUUGAAUGGACCUGGGGUUGUUUCUCCAUCAAAUAUCAAUGUCAGUAUCAAUAACCCAGAGAGGCCACUCCCCCCACCCCCAGCCAAAUCAGAAAACUCCUUGAUUGUCAGGGCCUUGUAUGAUUUUGAUGCCAUUAACGAAGAUGACUUGUCUUUCAAAAAGGGAGAUCGCAUGGAGGUGGAGGAGUCCAGUCAGAACUGUGAUUGGUGGAUGGCUCGUCACAUGGCAACAGGACAGACAGGAUACAUCCCCAGUAACUACAUAUCUAAAGACGAUGACACCCCACAAACUCAAGACUGGUGGUAUAAUGUGGACCGUAAGGAGUCUGACAAACAGUUAAUGUUGCCAGGCAACAAAGUGGGAACCUUCUUAGUCCGAGAGGCGGCCGAUAAAGCCUCUUAUGUGUUGUCUAUACGUGACCAUGACCCCAAAACGAACGAUGCAUGUGUAAAACACUACAGAAUUAGAAAGAUGGACAAUGGAGGAUUUUAUAUCAGUCCACGACGAACAUUCCCCAGCAUGAUCAAACUCAUAGAUCACUAUCAAAAUGUAGGAGAUGGUCUUUGUUGCCAGUUAACUGAACCAUGUCCAAAAGUAAGGCCAACUGUUCAGUUCCGUGAACUAGAAGUUGCGCGCGAGUCAGUCAAACUGAUGAAGAAGCUGGGUAGUGGAUGCUUCGGAGACGUUCACGCUGGUAAAUGGAGAAAUACAGUAGAUGUUGCUGUGAAGACUCUGAAGCCAGGUGCAAUGUCUGCAGAGGACUUCCUACAGGAAGCUAAGCUUAUGCACAAAUUACGCCAUCGUAAACUUGUACAGCUGUUGGCAGUGUGUACAACAACAGAACCAAUCCUUAUCAUUACGGAGCUGAUGGUCAAUGGAGCCCUGCUGGAUUAUCUUCGCAAGGACGAGGGGAGGUCACUCAAGUUUGUUGUGUUAGUGGACAUGGCAUCACAGAUUGCUGAUGGAAUGGCCUACUUGGAAAAUGAAAAUUUUGUCCAUCGAGAUUUACGAGCUGCCAACAUCCUAGUAGGAGAAAACAACGAUGUCAAGGUCGCAGACUUUGGUCUGGCUAGGUUAAUUCAGGAAGAUAUAUAUGAAGCACAUGAACACACAAAAUUCCCUAUCAAGUGGACAUCACCUGAGGCUGCUUUUGACCGUAAAUUCAGCAUCAAAUCUGAUGUUUGGUCAUUUGGUGUUCUACUAUAUGAAUUAAUCACUUUUGGAAGAGUUCCAUAUCCAGGUAUGAAUGGACACGAAGUGCUGAGUAAGGUGGAGAAGGGGUACAGAAUGCCUAAACCCACAGGGGGAACUGUUCCUUGUCCGGAUCCAUACUAUGACAUCAUGCUUCAGUGCUGGAAGAGAAACGCUGAUUCCAGACCAACAUUUGAAUAUUUACGAGACUUCUUUGACAACUAUUUUGUGAGCUCUGAAGGCCAGUAUUCUGGCGAACCGAUGGGUUGAUGAUAAAAACAAAUCGUGUGAUAGAUUCUCUCUCUGGAAAUUCCUAGUGAUUUCUAAUGCCUUUUGGAUUAUUACAUUAACUUUAUCUCGAAACAUUCCAGAAUUAUUGUUUUGUUUGAGGGUUUUCUUAUGUCUUCAGAGUAAGUAUUUUUCAAUUAUUUUUUCAAUCAGGAAACACAAAAAAGGCUCAAGUAAAGUUAGACAAGAUUCAUAAUCAGAACAUCAUUAUCAACUAUAUUUCAGAUUCUGUUGCAAUAUCAAACAUUUGUUAUAUCUACAAUACUGUGCUUGGACACAGAACUAUUUUUUUAUAUAUAUUUUGAUAUGAAAGUUUUGUACAUGCAGUUUCUGCAAACAAACUUGUCCAUUUUUUUGAGUGUUGAAAAUGUUGUACAGAAAUAGAUUGAUUAGACUAGCCAUGUUUGCACACUUUGAAUCAAUUUGUACAUAGUACAAGCAAGCCUGUAUGAAUUGCCACUUGUCAUUCCCUCAUAUAAUUAUUAACUUGUGCCUUAUUGCCUUUUUUAAAGUCCUAUAAAAAUAUGAGAUUUUUUUAAAUUCCUUCCUUCCUUUUACCCAAUUCCAUGUAAUAAUAAAUAAUAAAUAAAACAUAUUAUAAGCUUUAUUUUGAUUAUUGCAUUGUUUUCUCAAAUUGUAUCAAAAUGAUAAAGCAUUCUUCCAAAUUAAAUCGGUGAUAUUCAGUUUGCAUUAAUGAAAUGAAGUCAUUGCUUUUCCUGGGGGGAAAUUUUGGUUUUUUUUAACUCGUCAAUGAACAAAUUUCUACGCAGAAAUUGCUACCAAAUAAUAGUGCUUGAUCUCUUUGGGAGAAGUAAAACCUUACUGAUACCAGGAUAUACAUGUAUAUCACAUCAUUCCCAUUGUAAAAAUACUUCUGAAAAAUGACAAUCAAAAAGGCACAUUCCCUGUCUUCUGUCUAACACAUUCCACUAUCAGCUAAAUCAUGUCUGAAAUCUGGAUCAAUAUUUAGAAGUCUGAUUUGAUGUAUCCAAUCUUUCUUAUUUCAACUGAAUACAUUCCUUUUUCAGUAGCUUCUGGAAAAAAAUUUUAAUGGCAGAUGCUUGUGUUGUGAAUCAUAUUCAAAUUAUUUUGUACAGAUUUUUUAAUACAUAUUGCUACAUUAUUUUAAUAAACUAUAUGUAAACACUCUA